Tetranychus urticae (two-spotted spider mite) is the source of this 590-nucleotide messenger RNA. Its product is annotated as LYR motif-containing protein 2. Lineage: Eukaryota; Metazoa; Arthropoda; Arachnida; Trombidiformes; Tetranychidae. The record is from RefSeq and is a predicted model, not a curated record. Gene Ontology annotation, cellular component: mitochondrion.
GCCAUUGACAAAUUACUUUACUGUGCUGCUAUCUGGUAUUUAGUUUAGUGAAUCAGGUGAUAUUGAAAAAUGUAAACAAAAGCUAGUUCUUUUAGAUUUUAAUUGUUGACUAACUAAUCAACUCUUGUGAUCACAUUAGUGAUUAUUUAAGAUUCCAAUGGUUUGAAAUAUUGUUUUACCAACUUACUUGAUUUGUAUUUUAUCAAAAUCUUUUAUUAAUUAGUUUUCAUUCCAGUUGUUAUUUGUUGUUAUCAUGGCCAAGGAAACUCUUUCAUUAUCCAGAUUCAUUCUAAGGAGCCAAGUUAUGGAUUUGUAUCGUGAUUUCCUUAGAACCAUUUCACCUAUUCAUGAUGUAAAGAGCAAAAAUGAAUUGAGACAAUGGAUUAGACAAGAUUUCCAGCUCAACAAAAAUAUUCAAGAUGAGGAAGCAAUAAAAAUGCAUUUAUCACGAGGAAGAUUAGCUCUGAGAGAGCUUCAAAUAUCAAUUUCGAUGCCUUCGUCGAGUGGAUUCAAGAGGUCUGUCAAUAAUAAGGAUUUGCCAAAUGCUGAAUAAAUCGUAGCAAAAUAAAAUGUUUUAUUAUGAAUUAAUA